UGCCGGUCUGUCUGUCUCUCCUUUUUUUUUCCUACCUUUCGCAUACUCCUACCUUAUUUCAUUUCCAAAUCUUACCUGUCCAGUUUCCCAACUAGCGGAUCACCGCAGAAACCACCAAGCUUAUCUACCUAGCUCCCCUAGCUCUCCCAGCUUCCCACUUACCUAUCUACACCACACACACUCUCUCUCUCUCCCAAGAGUUAACCUCCAAAACGAACCAAAAUGAACGCCGCCUCCCUCGGUGACGCCUCUCUGGCGGCCACCGACUACCCCACGGCCUUAACCCACUACACGACCGCCCUUCUCACGCACCCGCGCUCCCCCGCCUACUACAUCAAACGCUCCACGGCCUUCUCCCGCCUCAAACCCACCCCGAACCUGACCUCCGCACUCCGCGAUGCCGAAGUCGCUGUGGUGCUUGCGCGCGAGCGCGGAAAACGCGAGCUGAUCGUGUCGGCGCAGAUGCGACGCGGAAUUGUCCUGUUUUUGAUGGGGCGGUAUGCGGAUGCGGGGUUUUUGUUUGGACGGGUGGAGGAGAUGAUUGGUUUGAAAGGAGAAGGGCAGGCGGGGGAGGAGGAUAAGGAAGAGAAAUUGAGGAAUGCGAUGGGUGGUGGGGCCGGAGGGAAUAAGGCUGUUGAGGCGGAGGUGAAGAUUUGGAGUGCCAAGGUUAAGGGGAAGAUUUCCGCUGGGGAUGUUGGGGAGGUGGAGAUUAAGGAGGUGCCUGAGGGGGUGAAGGUUCCUGGAGAGGGGGAGUUGAAGGCGCAGUUGGAGGUGUUGAAGGGGGGGAAGGUGGAUGUUGGUGGUGAGGGGGAGGGGAAGGAGGAGAAGAAGGAUGGGGAGAAGAAGGCGGAAGAGAAGGUUGAGGCUAAGGAGGAGGCUUCCCAGCAGCAGGCCAAGGCUCAGCCUGCCGUGGAGAAAGUCCGCCACGAAUGGUAUCAGUCGACCGACAGGGUGGUGGUGACGCUGUACGUGAAGGGAGUGCCCAAAGACAAGGUGGACGUGGAGCUGAAGGAGGACACGGCAUCGCUGCAAUUCCCCCUUCCCUCCGGCGCCGAAUAUGACUUCACUCUCGACCCGCUCUUCGCGCCCAUCAACCCCUCCGCCUCCAAAGUCUCCGUCAUGUCCACCAAAAUCGAAAUCCUCCUGUGCAAGCACACCGUAGGCCAGAAAUGGAGCGCCCUCGAAUCCACCGCUACAGACCUCAAACUCUCCGAUCGUCAGGCCGCCCUCAACACCACCACAACCACCACUGCCUCCGCACCUGCCCCCGCACCCGCCUACCCUACCUCCUCCCGCCACGGCGCCAAAGACUGGGACAAGCUCGCCUCUUCCCUAACCGCCAAGAAACCCAAGGAGAAGACAAAGAAAACUAAGACCAACGGCGAAGGCGAAGGCGAAGACGAAGCCGACACUGACGCAGAAUCCGUCAACUCCGACUACGGCGCCGCCGACCCCGUCGACGGCUUCUUCAAGAAACUCUACGCCAACGCAGACCCAGACACCCGACGCGCCAUGAUGAAGAGCUACGUCGAGAGCCAGGGCACCUCGUUGAGCACGAACUGGGACGAAGUCAGUCAGGGACCGGUGAAGGUGAGACCGCCUAGUGAGUAGAUUCAAUCACGAAGAGAAGAUGAGAAACAGAGAGUAGGAAGACAUGCAUGUUAUAUUGUAGGAUGCUUGCAAAUUGCAAAAGCGUGAGGAGUUCUAUGGGGGUACUAACUGAUUGUGGCUAUGUUUUCGGGAUGCUUUUUCAUUUUUACCCUAAUACUAACUACUACUACUACUACUACUACUACUACUACUACUACUACUACUACUACUACUAUGAGUAGUUAGAUAUGUUUUGAAAAAAAAAAAAAAGGAAAAAAAGAAGAAAAAGAAAUGGAUGAC
Aspergillus sclerotioniger CBS 115572 is the source of this 1890-nucleotide messenger RNA. RefSeq names its product co-chaperone SGT1. Bases 223 to 1611 code for a protein of 462 amino acids. Lineage: Eukaryota; Fungi; Ascomycota; Eurotiomycetes; Eurotiales; Aspergillaceae. The record is from RefSeq and is a predicted model, not a curated record. Gene Ontology annotation, biological process: protein stabilization. Gene Ontology annotation, molecular function: protein-folding chaperone binding. The transcript has 2 exons.